GGGGCGGUGUACCCGGUGGACAGAGAUCUUCUGUUCUGUGACGCAAAGUUGAAAUCUGCGCUUCAGCAUCGCGUCGACGUAGCUACGGCUGCUACUAGACUUGUAGUCAAGACCGCCUAAAACCGAGCCCAAGACACUACCAAGACCGGAGAGUAUCAAGACCAAUACCAAGACCAAUACCGACCAAAUCAAGACCAAGACUAGUUCAACACCGAGACCUAAAAAAACCUGGUUAUUUCAUCAUCUUGUGUGUUGACUGGGAGCAGCUUCAACAGCGAGAUAGUGUCCUCAGCUCAAGAAAGCUCCCAUCACGCCCCGGAACAAUGACCUUAAGAAGAAAUUGUUUCACAGUUGCUUCUCUGCUGUUUUCACAGAUGAUUGUGAUAAGAGCCUUCAGCGUUCACAUGUCCUCGUGUUAUCGAACCGAGUAUCAGACUGGUAGUGCCUGCUGCCCCAUGUGCCCCGCUGGGAGUCGAGUUAAAACAGACUGCACAGAGUUCAGAAGUACAUCUUGUGUGCCCUGCGUCGCUGGAACUGUUAUGGAGAAACUUAAUGGGCUGAAACGAUGCCAUCCAUGUACUACCUGUGACCCAGGUUCUGGUCUGAAAGAGAAGUCGCCGUGUACAUUGACAUCAGAUACCACCUGUGAACCAGUUGAAGGGUUCUUCUGCAUCGAUUCAACGUCACACGGCUGCGUAGCGGCACAGAAGCACAAGAGCUGUGAACCAGGACAAUGCAUCGGUGAAAAAGGAACAGCGUCCACAGACAUCCAUUGCUCCGACUGCAGGAACGGGACCUUUGCGAAUGGAACGAUGGCCUUCUGUCAGCCAUACGCAAAGUGUGAAACAGGAAGCAGAUCAAGGCAGGAACUGGUUCAGCUCACACAGAUUGUGGAGGAAAAUGUUUGAGUACGGCCGGCGAUGGGAUUUUUUUACUGUUAGUAACAAAAUCUAACUGUAAUAAUUGUACUUUUAUAGCACCAGAAAAAAUAAAAAACUUGUUGGAGAGUUAGUGACAAUCAGUAGAAGAAAAUAAAUGAUAAUAAUACAUCUUAGUACAGUAUAUACUGUUGUGUUAUAAUUGACUAUUUCAUUUGAUUCAUUCAUUUAUUGAUUAAUUCCAGACAUGCCAAACACUUGUAUAGAGUUUAAUAGAUUCGGUAGUGCUCAUGGUUCGCCACUGGAAUCUAUGUAUCUGUAUAUCAGAAUCAGAAUCAGAAAAAGCUUUAUUGCCAGGUCAGACAUAAAUCAGACGAGAGAACUUGACUCCGGUUUACACCGAUGGCACCAUUAAUACGGACGCCAUAUAAAUACAUAUACACAUCUGAAUACCCACACAUUUUGAACAUAUAGAACCCCUAUAUAGAGCUAUAUUAAUAAAUGAAUCUGUUUUUAAUGAAUGUACACAAAAUAAAAAAAUCUAUACCCAAUGUGCACAUACCUCUGACACAAGUAUGGUAUAAUCCAAUUGAUGCUCAAAAUAAAACCCACGAAUGGACUUUGUUCUCCUGUUUGAAGCCAGAAGUACAGUUCCUAAGAUGACAACCUGGAGAUGUUUCCACAAGUGAGUCUGUUUUCUUUGACCUCCAUGUUAAAUUUUUUUAUUUUCUAUAUAGUGACGGACAGUGAAAGGAAAGGACAAUACAACUUUGUGUCCAUGAAACAUGAUUCAGGUCUGGAGACACAUUUGACUGUGUAACUUGCUUUUGAAGCAAAACAUGUUAAUUGUUUUUUUUUUUGUCUGAAAUAAGCUUAUCUUUUAUAGAAAAAGUGAUGGACUGAGUUUUUGAUCGUCUGUCUGUAAGAAAGAACUGGGAGGAUUAACAAAGCAAACCAAAGCUAGAGACAACUUGUAUUGUUACAAAUGCUAUAUAGAUCAAACUCUUUCAAUUCACUGAAUUGAAUUGAAAUUAAAUCGCAUCAGAAAUCCUGCAACAGUGUUGCUUUAUUUUGAGAAAAAUUGAUGUUUUAUGAUUUCCAAAAUCCGUUAAACUUAUUAACACCACCUCUCAAGGUACCCAAUGUCACCGUAAAACACAAUAACAAUCCCACAAGGUAAUGCAACAAAAAUCUGCAAAACAAGAAAAAAAAUAGGCUACAAAGAAAAUUCAAAACAUGUGUCUUCAGUAUAUGGAUUUAAAGUCUGAAAAGAGUCAGUACUGCGUAUGUGAGGUGGGAGAGAACUCCAGAGACGAGGGGCAGAGCAGCUGAAGGAUCUGGUGACCCAACGAGCAGAUAGGACUGUUACCUGGAUGGAGGACGAUGACCUGAGACCUGAGAUGGGGUGUUGGUGUGUAAAAGUUCAGAUUGGGAAAACAGGAGUAAUAUCAUCAAUGGAGGAUCUUCUUGUGAUAAUAUGGACAGCUGAGUUACGGAUUAGCUGAAGUUUGUUGAUGGAUUUGAGAGGAAAUCAAGAGGAGGGAGUGAUACUUGUCAACACGAGAAGUACCUAGAACCAAAGUCAAAUUAUUUUUAUUAUUAUUAGGGGAACUUGUACACACUUGGUCUUAAAUCUAUUCAUAGUACACAUUGAUUUUUUUAUACACAAAUGUAUAUUUUUGAAAGAUAAACCAAGGUUAAUAGGCUACAGUGGGGAAAUGAGCUAUAGUACACUAUAGUAAAUCCCUCCAUGUCUAUGUGAUGGAAAAGCCCUUGCUGCUGCAACAGCAUAUUAUUAUAUAGUUGUUUUUAUAUUAUAUAAUCAGGUCUAAAAACAUUACUGUUUACUGAAGCGUGCUCCUAAAUUAAAUACUUACCUGCGGUACUCUACUGCCCUUAGUUUUCAGCAACUUGUGCUUUUUAUUAUUUUUACUUUUUAUUAUUCCUUCUUUUCUCAUAAUUUUAUUUCAUUGUAUUUGUUAUUUACUGUCUAAUUAUGUCUUGCCGCUUUUAAUGUUGAUGUAAAGAACUUUGAAUUACCU
This is a messenger RNA of Cololabis saira (Pacific saury), 2920 nucleotides long. Its product is annotated as tumor necrosis factor receptor superfamily member 14-like. NCBI's taxonomy places the organism in Eukaryota, Metazoa, Chordata, Actinopteri, Beloniformes, Belonidae. The transcript has 8 exons. Gene Ontology annotation, cellular component: external side of plasma membrane; membrane. Gene Ontology annotation, biological process: immune response; positive regulation of peptidyl-tyrosine phosphorylation; defense response to Gram-negative bacterium. The record is from RefSeq and is a predicted model, not a curated record. Bases 324 to 908 code for a protein of 194 amino acids. Gene Ontology annotation, molecular function: transmembrane signaling receptor activity; protein binding.